Molecule: messenger RNA, 4438 nt
Organism: Aquila chrysaetos chrysaetos
Lineage: Eukaryota; Metazoa; Chordata; Aves; Accipitriformes; Accipitridae
Gene: RAD51AP2
Product: RAD51 associated protein 2
Source: RefSeq, a predicted model, not a curated record
UGUGUCCCGUACAUUUUGGAAAUCAUUGAAAGACCGUUCAUGCCUAAUACUUUAAUAUUUUUAACUUUCAGGACUGACUCAGCAAGUAUAGAACUUAUUUUUGUAAGCAUGGAAAGUACAUGUUCUGAAAGAUUUUUAUCUGCAUCGUCAGAUGAAACUGAAUGCUACCUAUAUCCAAAGCGAAUUAAAAUAGAAAGUAAUCAAAAAAGCAUAGAGGAAGAGGAGCGUGAGCAGCAAAAGCUAGAACAAAGCGUACACUGUGUGAACAGGUACCAAACAUCACCACAUGAACCUAUAUAUUUAUCAGAAAGACAAAACAACUGGGCAUUAGAAAAGCAAAGUUGUGAUGCUGCAAGAAAAACUUGUAUGAGAGAGUUUUUCCGUUUUCAGACUUGUAGUAAUGAAAGAUUACCAGGUAGAGUAUCAGAAAAUAAACUGCCCACCAAAAAAUGGAAUCCUGAAAAUGAAAGCCAAAAUACUAAAGAAGAUGACAUUUCAUUAAAUGCACAUGGACAGCUUCUUGAAGCAGAGUUGCUCGGUGUGUGGAGUGCUGCUAACACAUGUAAAAAUCUACAGGUAUUAAAUCCACCCCAAGUGCAGCAGAACAACAAUAUAGAACAAAAUGAUAAAAGAAAUGGUGAUAAUGAACUCAGACAAAAUUCUUCAGUUACACCCUUAAACAGAGACUUGUUUCAGAUGGAAUAUUUAAGUCAUAAGUCUGUCUCUAAUAAAAAAUGGAAACAAUACCAGCUUUUGCAAAUUCCAUUUUUACGUGGUACCAGUUCUGUGUUUUCACACAUAGAACAUGAGAAAGAUAAUUUUCUGAAAAAAGUAUGUUCUACAGAAGAUAAAGAUUAUUUCAGUAGUGAUAAUGAAACUACUGCAGAAAGAGACAAUAAAGAAAAAAAUAAGUCAUCAUAUAUAAUUCCAACAUUAAAACCUUUUAAAAGUAUGCAACGGCUGGAAAUCCCUAAUUUUCAACUUCCUAGCAUUUCAAAUAAAAUAAAUAGUAAAAUACCAUCAACUAACUUGGAGGAGAUGGAUUGGAAUAAUUUUAAAGGCCAGCCAUCUUUGAUGCAAUCUAAACGGAUACAUGGUGUGCAAAAAAUGUCUGAGGUAGAGAAACAAAAAUUGCAAAAUGAUAAAAGCAGUGUAAAAGCUUCAACUGUUGGUUCUGAAUUUAAAGAAAAGAAUUACCCAUCAAUUAGCAAAGAAGAGCACAGUGCUUUGGCAGAAGGAGGAAAAGUAUCUGUAACUUAUUUCAGAGACAACAGCACUGACAUUGAAUGUAAUCAAAUAUUUGCUGAAAAUUGUUUCAAAGAUAAAGUGCUGGAGAAUUCAGAUGGUGAUGAUGAUCAGAAGUCAAAGAUUCACAUUUACAUUAGUGCUAAAAACAUUCAGAAUGAGAAAUGUGUCAGCUGUAAUGAUCUUUUGAAGAGAAUGGGGAGGAAGAGCAUUAAUGAGAAAGCAGGAACAUUUCAUAUACAGACAAGUAUUCCAGUAAUAACAGAAGCAUUAGAGAAAAAUAAGUUAGACAUACACUGUGGUGUGCAUAAUUCUAGCAGUGAUACUAGUUUGUAUGAAGCAGAAUCAAAACUCUCUGCAAAAGAAAUACUUGAUUUCAAAAGAUAUUUAACUAAAAACAUUAUAUUUGAAAGUAAUUGUCCUCCCAUUACUGUGCAGAAUUUUCCAGAUAAGAAAGUGAGUUGCAAUAUAUUUAGGGGAAAGAAAAUGUUCAAAUUAAAGUUUUCAUUUCAAAACAUGUUGUUUGGGUGGCUCAGGACAUGGACUGAAUCUUUAUAUAGAGAUAUGCCCACAUGUCAGGGUAACAGUGUUACACAUUGGUUUAAUUUCUGUGAAACAUUAAACGAGCAGUGUGAUGCUCAAGAGUUAGUAAAGAGCAAUACAAAUAGGAACCACAACAAUAAAAUAUGCAUUUGUUUGCUGGCUAUUAUUUCAAAGCAUCCAAAGGUGAAACUAAUAAAGACAAUUCUUGCUUCCUUUUUCAAUAACACAGAUACUUUAUUGCCAACUGGAGGAAAGUCUAUGCCAGUGGAGAAACACCCUUUACGUGGUAGAAAGCAAGAUCAGUUAAAUUCAUACACAGAUAAUACUUUGAGGCAAAACACAGAGUUUCAUAAAAAAAAUGAAACUUAUCCAGGCUUUGUAAGUUCUAAAUUUUUGGAGAGCAUUGGUUUUGAAUUACAUAAUGAAUGCCAGAGAAGACAUUUUUCUAGAUCUUUAGGUGAAGAAGAGUUUACUUUCCCCAAAAGAGGAGCCUUCUUUCGUAACCAAAACAGUGAAUUAUAUAAGGGAAGAUAUGUCAGAAAGCACCACCUCUUAUCCAGAGGGAGUGAAGGGUUUAGCACCUAUUUGAGGUCAAUCAGUCACAAAAACGGUAUGAAAAAGCAAAUUUUAGUUGCUAAAUGCCUAAUCUUGCUGCAGGGCACUUUUGAUUGUUCUUCACUAGACAAAAUGUAUUGCUGCAAUAUCACAAAAAUACAGUAUCUGAUAGGAGCAAAUCUUAGAUUUUGGAGUUACUUUCCUGCCCAUUCACAACCAAAAUUUGAAAAGAUAAAUAGUAAAUGUACAAACCAGGAAAUAUCGGUAACUACAGUAAAACAGCAGAAGAAGAAACCAAGUAAAAUGUUUAAUAGUUCUUUUCAUGGAGAAAGAUUUAAAGCUUUCCCUUUUGUUUUAUGUGAAAAUGAGAAACAUGAAACAACUGGAUGUAGAAAUUGCAUAACAUCUACAAAUGAAGUUACAAAUGAAGUCACAUAUACCAUGAAAAAAUAUUUGGGUACUUCUAGUUGUAUAAAUGCUGAUAGAAGAGAAUGUGUUAGGUCAAAAGAGUUGCAAACAAAUUCUCAUAAUUUUCUUUCUAAAAAAUAUUUUUCUAUUUUUGACACAUAUGAAAAAAUUCCCCUUACUACUGAUUCCGAAGACUUUGACCAGAUCCCAGUGGUAAUCCAAGACAAUUCUGUGAAAAAAAAGUUGUCUGAAGAAAAUGCAGUCACCAGUUCAAAAGAGGUUCCUAAUUUGCCUGCUAAAUCAAAUGAUGCCUUAAUUCUACCUGAGCAGUCAAAAACAACUAUGGAAAAAUGUAUUUCUCUCUUGUUACAAGAUAGCCAAACAAACAAACCUGAAUUUUGCAAAAAAAUAGAUACAUAUAGCCCACAUUUAGCAAAUAAAAAAGAAAAAGUAGAAGACCAAAAUCCUUAUUUAAAUUUUGAAAAUUUAUUUCCUAGUUCCUCAAAUGUUUACCAGUCUAUCACUUUGCCAUUAGAUAGAAGCUCUUUUGUCAAUAAAGACAGAGUAGUAAGUGAAGAUGGACACUGCAGGAGUUCCUCAAGUGCAGACAAACAAAAACAAAGUGAAAAAAUUCAUGCCACUGUACAAUACCCAUCCACAGGAAGUCCUGCCAUGCCAGAUACAUACUUGCAAUUACAGGCUAAAGAAACAGUGCAGUUUUCUUUACAAGGGCAUACACAGACAAAUAAGGCAGUCAGUUUAGAGCCAGCAACUUUGAAACAUAAUCUUGAAUAUGUAAAAGAACAGGAAGAGAUAAAUGAUGAACAAAUGCAUGUAACUAAUGAAAGUCAAUGUGAGACUGUAAUGAAUGACUUGAUUAUGUCAUAUUCAGAAGAUGAAUCUAAAACAUUCAUUGCUGCAGAAGAGGAAUUAAAAAUGCAUUUAACCAUAAUGAACAAUGGAUGUCUUGAAGAUGUAAAAGAUAAGUAUUUACCUUUAGAAAAUAAAAUCACAUAUGAAUUUGAACUGAAGAGAAGAUUUGAUUUAGUGCUAGAAGAACUACAUAUGUUUCAUGAAAUUAGCAAGGGAAAUGAAAACAAUUUAUCUAGUUUGGAAACAAACUCACACAACAAUUAUUGUGAAUUAAAUAAUUCUGAGGGGCUAGAUGAAAAUGUGACAAGUGUUCCUCAAAAGAAACUAUGUAUUUCUUCUCCAAUAUCUGGUACUAUAGAAGGGCAAAACAUAACUGACAGUAGUGAAAGUUCAUUAAACGAAAAGAUAUCAAAUGAAAAUGAAGACCAAAAAGUAUCUAAGGAAUAUUGUAUUUCAAGACUGUCAAGUGAAGAAUUGCUGCAUUUACCUAUUGCAGAAGGCCAUUUUGAUGCAGCUUAUAAAAAGCCAUACACAUGGGACCCAGCUUUUUUAUCCUGCACACUUCUUAAGGAACAAAACUAUAAUUUACAGAAAGAGGGAGGAUACUUUCUGUCACAUGAAGUUGUAAGAGUACAGCCUCUUAAAACAUGCAAGGGCCCCAUCAGGAUUGGGCUGUCAAGAAAAGCUCGACCCAAACAGCUUCAUCCUUAUCUGAAAUGACUUAGUGGAUUCUUUUACCAGUCUUCAAAUAGAAUCACUGUGCUUGAAAACUGUUGAAAUGUUUUUAUGUGAAGUUUUUCUGUUGAUAGUUUGA